CUCUCGCAAAUUGUUUAUUUAAUUUUUUUUUAAAUAGUACACAAUUUGACUCACAUAUUCGUCAUAUACAGUGGUACCUCGACAUACGAGUUUAAUUCGUUCCGCAACCUUGCUCGUAUCUUGAAUUACUCGUAUUUCGAAGCAAAUUUCCCCAUACAAAACAAUUGAACUACCAUUCAUCUGUUCCAACCUCCAAAAUGUCACCCCAGUUAUUUUAAUUACGUGGUUUUGAAUAAUAAAAACGUAUUUAUAAAUAUCAAAUAUUUAUUACACAAAAACAAAAAAGAGAAUGUAAAGAAAUAAAUUAGAUAUCCUCACUGGUCUUUGCCUUUUUCGCUACAUUUUUCUCGCUUUCACCUGUAGGCCGUUUAGAAAAAACAUGUCCAAGGAAGUUUGUUUCUUCCUCCCUCUCUGAAUGUUCCGGAAAUGGGUUAGGCAAGUGUCAUUAAAAAGAUCAGAUGCACGACCUGUUGCAACUUUUUCUGGUGUUUUUUUUUUUACGAACUGUGAAACUCUCUCCCACAUUCUUAAGAUUUCCUUUAUCUCACUUGUAGAAAUAACCUCCUUCUCUGACUCUGACCGAACCGGACUCGUAUCGCGAAUUUCGCUCGUAACUAAAAGCAAAAAAUCACUUGCUCGUCGGCUCGUAUAUUAGGUUAGAAGCACCGAAGUCCUCAUGUACGAUAUAUAAGGGCCUUGAAAACCUAUGGUCCGAUUUCGGCGAUUUUUAGAGAGCGAUGCCACACUAUAAAUGCAGUAUUUAUGCAAAGUUCAGUUCCGAUAUCUUCACUAGUGCUUACUUUAAAUAUUGUAAAGUAAACUAUUCAGAUCGACUUCAAAGUUCUGGUAUAUAGGAAGUAGGCGUGGGUGUGAACCGAUUUGGCUUAUUUUCACAACAUAUCAUUGGGAUGCAAGGAAAAUAUUACAAACCAAAUUUCAUUGAUAUUGGUCGAGCAGUUUCGGAGAUAUGGUUUUUGAUGCAUAAGUGGGCGGAGCCACACCCACAUAAAAUUUUGUAUACUAAUUUGUGUGGAGCCCUUCUUUACCUUCCUUAUAAUGAAAUUUAAGGUUUCUGGUGUUUUCCCUUACUGAAUUAAAGCAUUUUUAGUAGUUUUCAGUAUAAUCUUUGUAUGAGAGGAGGGUGUGGUUAUAAUCCGAUGUCCUCCAUUUUUGGACUGUAUAAGGUAGUUCCUAAAAGAAACGGUUCUAGAAAGUUUGGUUGAUAUAACUCAAGUAGUUUACGAGAUAUGUACAAAACACUUAUUAGGAGAGGGGCCACGCCCACUUCUCCAAAAAAAUUACAUCCAAAUAUGCCCUUCAUAGUGCGAUCCUUUGUACCAAAUUUUACUUCCAUAGCUUUUUUAAUGGCUUAGUUAUGGCACUUUAUGUGUUUUCGGUUUUCGCCAUUUUGUGGGCGUGGCAGUGGUCCGAUUUUGGCCAUCUUCGAAAGAUUAAAGAAACAAGAAACAAGUGUUUCAUCAAAUACAUAUCUUAAUUUUUACUCAAGUUACAGCUCGCACAAACGGACGGACGGAAGGAAGGACAGAGAGAUAUCCGGAUUUGAACUCCCCUCUUCACCCUAAUCACUUUGAUAUAUGUAGCGCUAUAUCCGACUCGUUUAGUUUUGGGUGCUACAAACAACCGUUAUGUGAACAAAAGUAUAAUACUCUCUUAGCAACUUUGUUGCGAGAGUAUAAAAAGCAAACUAAGGAAUUGCUCUGCAACAUUGUGGUGUGUUGUGUCUGUCAAUGCUUUAUUGAAUAUUGAAAUAGAAAUAUUGAAAUUUUUGAUAAGAAUAUUAAAACACCGACCAUGAAAUUAGCAUGACAUUAAGCGUUAAAUCAGAAAUUAAAAAAAAAAAAAAAAACGAAGAAGAACAAGAAAUGUAGCGCUGUUUAGUCGCAAUGUGACGUUGCCGGCUACAGUUGAAAAUAGACAAAACAAAGACGCGCACGAGCUGUUCACUGGCCAAGUGUGCGAAAUGUUUUGGCUGCUAGCGUACAAUCUGAUUUAUUAUAGUCUGCAAGUGCAGAAUGUUACGUAUGUGCUCAAAGAUUGCUAUAAAGUUAUGAACUCAAUAUUCUUACCGAGCUACUCACAACCGGUGCCGCCGCCACCACAGACGAAAUCCGUACAGCUGGCACAUCAGCUUAUGGACAACGCCGCGAUGGCGGCACAAUUCAGUCGCCGCUUCGAACAACUGUUGCGCUCUGAGAAAUUCUAUGAUUGUGUUUUUCACAUUGCUGGCGCACAAUUGAAGUGCCACAAAUUGAUAUUAUCCACAGCGAGUCCAGUUUUCGAAGCGAUGUUCUAUGGACCGCUGCGCGAACAACAACAGGAAAUCGAAAUUUUAGAUAUUAGCGCCGAGACAUUUCAGUUGCUCUUAAAUUACAUAUACGCAGGCGUUAUAGACUUUGAGGCACUCACACUAGAGGAGGCUAUCGAGCUGUAUUACUGUGCUGAGAAAUAUUUAGUCACCGAUUUGACCACCAGUUGUCUGCUAGCGAUAGCGCGCAAGCUACGCUACAAUAAUAUAUUACCCGCGCUGGAGCUUUGUGUCUGCAUGGAUUUGCGUGAUUUACUCAACGUUUGCAUGUCGUUCUUCAGCCGCUGUUGCAUUAAUAAUCCACAAUAUAUGACAACGCAUAAGAAUCACUAUGUACAUGUGUCCAAGGAUUGUAUUAAGGCGAUCAUAGCCGCUAAUAAGAGUGAGAAGACGAGCAAACAGUUGUUGUGGUUCGUGUACGAGUGGUGUCAGCGGGAGUGUCAUGAAUUAGGUUUGCAGCAGGAAGAUUGUGCGUUAAUUAUCAAUGAUCUGCAAUUGCCCGUUAGCGGUGUGGAGUGUGAAGAUCAUGCACUCAAGUCGUCGCAGCAGCACAAACAACAAUGUCAUGCGAUUGAACGCAGCUAUUAUAAAGCGUGUCGACCCUUCAUCGUCGAUCAGGACACACACGAAUGGGUGGUGUAUGUGAAAUGCAAUCGUUUUAUUGCAUUACGCGGUCUCGUCAUUUGCAGUCGCUUAACGCCAAACAUAUCACCACUGGCGCAUUAUGCUUUCAAUAUACCCAGCGAGUAUUGUGAAAAUUUACAAAUUGAGAUUAUAGCACCUGCCGUCAAUGCUAACGAACAGCGACUGGAACAGAGUGGUAGUGGUGGUGGUAGUGAUGGUGAAGGUGAAGGUGACGAAAGUGAUCAAGAGCCAAAUGCAGCGAAUAACAUGGAGACUGUUCUAUGGCAGCAUUUUGUUACAAAACAGCUGACAAGAUACAAUUGUGAUAUGAAUAUUGAAUGGGGCGAUGGUUUAUUACUAACUCCGGACAUAGAGUAUAAAAUCAGACUGUUGUGGCGUACAGAUGCUUACGGCUCGGAGUAUCCAUGUAGUCUACAAUCGGAUUUUGUAGAUGGCAUACGUUUUAGGGACGUGCCAACGCAAACUGGUAGCAUAGUGAAGGGUCUGCGAUUUACAAAUUUAGUUUAAGUAUACACAAGAAAAAAUAUUAAAUUUAUUAAUUACUUAUUUUGCUCUAACUUAUAGGAAUAAAUUAAAUGAAAUAAAUGAAAAA
Zeugodacus cucurbitae (melon fly) is the source of this 3563-nucleotide messenger RNA. Its product is annotated as BTB/POZ domain-containing protein 6-A. Lineage: Eukaryota; Metazoa; Arthropoda; Insecta; Diptera; Tephritidae. Gene Ontology annotation, molecular function: protein binding. Gene Ontology annotation, biological process: neurogenesis. The transcript is spliced from 2 exons. The record is from RefSeq and is a predicted model, not a curated record. Gene Ontology annotation, cellular component: cytosol; P-body. Bases 1982 to 3478 code for a protein of 498 amino acids.